AUGGAGGAGGGUACCGGAGGUGUCGAAGGUGGAAAUAUGGCCUGUUCUAGUCAGAGUGUGUGGGCAUCCGAGCGGCCUAGCACUUCCUCGGAGUCUAUAUUCCAAAUACGUACUUCGGACAGCGAUGAUGCCUGCUGUGACCUCCCGCGGCCUAGAAAAAGGGGUGUGCAGCAACGCGAAGAGGAGGUCUCCCCGACGCAUCCAGGUAUAUCCAUCUUGACACGCAGGGAUCUUGUCCACCCAAGGUUACACUGGGCGGGAAGUGGACAGGGUUGUUGUCAUGCCAAGGGAGCCAACAUUUUUCAGUCCUCCGUCCUCCGUCUUGAUACCCGCGGGCUAUAA
Nannizzia gypsea CBS 118893 is the source of this 342-nucleotide messenger RNA. RefSeq lists its product as hypothetical. The coding region runs from base 1 to 342 and encodes 113 amino acids. The record is from RefSeq and is a predicted model, not a curated record. The transcript has 2 exons. Lineage: Eukaryota; Fungi; Ascomycota; Eurotiomycetes; Onygenales; Arthrodermataceae.